This is a messenger RNA of Callorhinchus milii (elephant shark), 2176 nucleotides long. It is a transcript of the gene nt5dc3, whose product is annotated as 5'-nucleotidase domain containing 3. The record is from RefSeq and is a predicted model, not a curated record. The coding region runs from base 1 to 1779 and encodes 592 amino acids. Gene Ontology annotation, molecular function: 5'-nucleotidase activity. The transcript has 14 exons. NCBI's taxonomy places the organism in Eukaryota, Metazoa, Chordata, Chondrichthyes, Chimaeriformes, Callorhinchidae.
AUGACUCCCUGGGCGCUGGCGCUGAGCGGCGCGGGCAGUUUGCCGUGGAACCCGGCGAGGAAGCUCCUGAUAGCCGGCGCCGACGGGCUGCUCUGCGGGCUGGGCGGCCGCCGCCGCCAAGGCCAGGGCUCGAGGGUCUGGUCACGGUUUCAUUCGGGCUGCCGGCGGCAGCUGUCAGCCGGGGCUGCGCUGGGAGGCGGCCCCGGGCCUGGGGCGGGGAGACAGCAGCCGGGGACCGCCUACAGCAGCGACAGCCGCAGCCACGGCCACGGCGGCCCCGGGGACAUGAAGAGCUUCCUGUGGGAGUCGUACAGAGAGACCAAGAAAGUCUGUCAAGAUCUGAUCCUUUCAGAUACACACAAUAUGCUCAAUCCAGAUGCAAUAUUUGCCAAUAAUGAAGUGUGCCUAUCAGACAUCGAAAUUUAUGGCUUUGACUAUGACUACACACUCGCUUUUUACUCUAUCCAUUUGCACAGUCUGAUCUUCAACACUGCACGAGAAAUGCUCAUUCAACAACACAAAUAUCCAGAAGGUCUCCGAAGCUAUGAGUACAACGCCAACUUUGCAAUACGUGGACUUCAUUAUGAUGUGCAAAAGGGAAUACUGAUGAAAAUUGAUGCCUUUCACUACAUUCAGUUAGGGACUAUAUACAGAGGACUGAGCCCUGUUUCAGAUGAAGAAAUAUUAGAAAUGUAUGAAGGCACCCAUGUUCCCUUGGAACAGAUGAGUGACUUUUAUGGGAAGAGUUCACAUGGGAACACCCUGAAACAAUUCAUGGACAUCUUUUCGUUGCCAGAACUGACUCUACUUUCCUGUGUCAAUGAUUAUUUUAUGAAGCAUAACAUUGAUUUUGAACCAGUCUAUCUUUACAGAGACGUAAAUGAAGUAAUCAGAGAUGUUCAUGUGAAAGGAAUACUGUAUACUGCAGUAGAAAGAGAUAUCGAAAAGUACAUAUCUCAUGGAGAAAAAACAUGCCGUGUGUUAACAAAGUUGAUCAACAAUGGCAAGAAGCUCUUCCUCAUAACGAACAGCCCGUUUAGCUUUGUUGACAAAGGAAUGCAGUACAUUGUUGGUAAAGACUGGCGUGAUCUCUUCGAUAUUGUCAUUGUGCAGGCUGACAAACCAACAUUUUUCAAUGACAAAAAGAAACCAUUCAGGAGAGUAAAUCAAAGUAGUACUUUGCUCUGGGACAAAGUAAGCAAAUUGGAGAAUGGACAAAUCUACAAACAGGGCAACUUAUACGAGUUUCUAAAACUUACUGGCUGGAUUGGAUCAAAAGUGCUUUAUUUUGGGGAUCACAUUUACAGUGAUCUAGCUGAUCUUACCUUGAAGCAUGGUUGGAGGACGGGAGCAAUUAUUCCAGAGCUGCAAUACGAGAUUAAGAUCAUGAACACUAAGGAGUAUAGCAGAGUUCUCUUAUGGCUUCAGGGUCUUACUGGGUUGCUUGAACGUAUGCAGGUUUAUGCUGAUCCUGAGUCUCAGAUGGUGCUCCAAGAAUGGAACAAGGAAAGACGUGAGUUGAGGGAAAUGACGAAAACCAUCUUCAACCCCCAGUUUGGAAGCAUUUUCAGAACUCAUCACAAUCCCACCUAUUUUUCGCGCCGUCUCUCCCGGUUUGCAGAUAUUUACAUGGCCUCCUUAAACUCUCUAUUGAACUAUGACCUGCAUUACACAUUCUACCCCCGGAGAACCCCAUUGCAACAUGAAGCCCUUCUGGGGUCAGAUCAACUCUCUACUGACAAAAUCCCUUUCAGAGAAGAGGUGGCUCAAAAUAAAUGACCUUUACUGUAAUUUACCUUCUGGUUUGCAUGAAUGUUGGGUUUUACGUUUUCAUUAUUGUUUGCAAAUCUGCUAUUUGGUUAUACAGUAUUUAAAUUUCGGUGUGCCGUAGAACGAAAACUAAGUUAAGCAUCUCUCAGGCUGGACUCAAUUGAAGUGAGUCUCUAAGUGGGGAAAUGACAGUCUGUUACUGAGUAAUGUUUCAUUUAUUAUUGAACUGAAGGAGAAAAUGUUGACAUGAUUUGUUAUAUUUUUCCUCCUGUGCUUACUUGUCCUCUAAAUGUAUGAAAGUAUUUAUAUGGAUUCUGACUGGAUUCAUGUGUUGUCUAUUUGAGUGUCCUAUCGCACAAUGCAAUACAAAAUUACGUUUGUAAAGCGACUUUCACGUCAGGAGGAC